Molecule: messenger RNA, 1248 nt
Organism: Striga asiatica
Lineage: Eukaryota; Viridiplantae; Streptophyta; Magnoliopsida; Lamiales; Orobanchaceae
Source: the annotation of a GenBank genome assembly
AUGGAAAUCGACGAAAAUGAAGUCUUUGUUUGGCCGUGGAAAGGGGUCGUGGCAAAUAUUCCCGUCCAGAGGAUAAAGGGAAAAUACGUAGGAGAAAGCGGGAAGAAGUUUAGAGAAGAGCUGCAAAGCCGAGGCUUCAAUCCCGUGAGAGUCCAGCCACUGUGGAAUCGCAUGGGCCACUCGGGCUUUGCCGUGGUUGAUUUCAAUAACGACUGGGUGGGUUUAGCUGAUGCCUUGAGGUUUGAGAAGGCUUACGAAGCCAAUGGUCAGGGGAAGAGCGCCUAUUUUGGUGCUCGGGAAAGGGGUGACAAGCUCUACUGCUGGGUGGCUCGAAUGGAUGACUACUAUGCAGAAAAUGUAGUCGGUGACUACUUAAAAACGAAGGGUGAUCUGAAGACGCUCAUGGAGUAUGAAGAGGAGGAGAAGAGGAAAAACGGGAAGCUGGUGGCAAGUUUGGCCAGCACAGUUGAGGCUCAAGAAGAGCGCCUCAUGGAGAUGGAGAGCAAGAAUGCACGUGAUCAUCUUCAGAGAGUCUCGGAGGAAUGUGGUAGAGCCACAUUGGAGCUAGAGAAAAAGAAGAAUGAUCUGAACGAGCUUGAGAAGGAACUUAAGGCGCGUGAAGUUAAGAAUGAAAACGAGGCCAUAAAUCUUGAAAAGCUUAAAGCUGAAAAGCUGCAGAAUGAGAAAGCCAUCAUGGAGCGAAGGAGGGCAGAAGAAAAGGUUCUGAAGCUGGCAGAGGAUCACAAGAGAGAGAAAGAGGUACUCCUGAGAAAGAUUGUAGAGUUGGAAAAGCAGAUAGAUGCCAAGCAAGCGCUCGAGCUGGACAUACAAACUCUCAGAGGUAAGCUUGAAGUGGUGAGACGCAUGGAAGAUGGAGGAGAUCAGCAAGAGGCCGGGAAGUUGGGUCUCAUCCAAAAAGAGCUGAAAGACAAGGAGGAGGAGCUGGAUUUUUUAGACACACUCAACCAAAAUCUGAUUGUGAAAGAACGGAGAUCCAACGAUGAACUGCAAGAAGCUAGGAAGGAUAUGAUCGAGAUCUUCAAGGAACUCGUCUCUAAAUCCAUCCGGAUCAAGAGAAUGGGGGAGCUUGACAGCAAAGCUUUCAUCUCGGGGGCCAAAAGGAAGCAUUCUGGUCGAGAAGUCAACAUCAAAGCUGUCGAGCUGUGCACUGAGUGGGACAGUUAUUUAAGGGAUGCCAACUGGCACCCUUUCAAGAUCGUCCCCGAUAUAGAUGGUAAAACAAUGAAG